AUGACCGAACGAGCCGUCGACCGAGAGCCCUCAAUCAGCUCCUCCGUAACGGAAGCAGAGGCAUUCGACGACAAUGAGAAGAGCGGGAGCUCGACGGAAGGGGGCUUCGUAAAAUUGAAGAGUCCCGAGGAGAUGGAGAUCGGGGACGACCUGGAAAGAGCAGAACUAUUGCCAGAGGAGCACGACGAGAAACCACCACCGGCACCGAAACAGCCAGAGACUUCCAUGCGAAGUUCUAUAAUAUGGAUGGUUGUGAAUACAUUGGCCACUAUCGGCAUCGUUUUCACGAACAAAGCAAUCUUCUCGGAUCCUUCCUUGAAACUCGCACAACUCACAUUCGCUGCCUUCCAUUUCUUCAUAACAUGGCUGACGCUAUUCACACUCUCCCGGCCUCGAUUCGCCAUGUUUGUUCCGAGAAAGGUUGCGAUCAAGGAGAUUUUCCCUCUGGCCAUCGCCAUGGCGUUGAACGUCAUCCUCCCGAACUUGUCUUUGGCUUUCUCUACCGUCACAUUCUACCAAGUAGCUAGAAUUCUCCUCACACCGACAGUCGCGCUGAUGAAUUUUGUCCUCUACAAAGCAACCCUUCCCAGAAAUGCGAUCUACGCCUUGGUGCCGGCUUGCUUUGGUGUAGGAAUGGUAUCAUACUAUGAUUCGCUGCCCUCAGCAGAUGCCAAAAUCAAGACCACCAGCAGCUUGGGAGUUAUUUUUGCCUUUACUGGAAUCUUUGCCAGUUCUCUAUACACUGUCUGGAUUGCCAGCUACCAUAAGAAGCUUCAGAUGAACAGCAUGCAACUGCUGUUCAACCAGGCUCCACUGGCAGCUUUCAUGUUGCUUUAUGUUAUUCCGUUUGUCGACACUUUCCCAGUUUGGACCGAGGUGCCAGCGAACAGAUGGAUAAUGAUCAUGAUGUCUGGAUUUUUCGCCUGCAUAAUCAACAUGUCGCAAUUUUUCAUCAUUGCACAAACAGGUCCGGUAUCAAGUACAGUCGUUGGUCAUGUCAAAACAUGUUCAAUUGUCGCAUUGGGUUGGGUAACUUCAGGACGUGCUGUAGGUGACAAGUCAGUGAUUGGUGUUUUCAUCGCCAUUGGAGGAAUUAUCACGUAA
This is a messenger RNA of Mollisia scopiformis, 1104 nucleotides long. RefSeq lists its product as uncharacterized. NCBI's taxonomy places the organism in Eukaryota, Fungi, Ascomycota, Leotiomycetes, Helotiales, Mollisiaceae. The transcript has 3 exons. Gene Ontology annotation, molecular function: antiporter activity. The record is from RefSeq and is a predicted model, not a curated record. Bases 1 to 1104 code for a protein of 367 amino acids. Gene Ontology annotation, cellular component: Golgi apparatus.